UUUAGAAAGAUUUUUGAAUUUAAUUUUUAUUCAUUACGUUGCUUAGAAUAUUUUAAUUGUUUGAAUUCCGGAAACAAGUGUUUGUAUCGAGUAUGUAAUUCGAUAUUCUGAUGCACAUUCAGUUAACUUCACUUCGGAGUGUUCUUUUGACAGUUGUAGAUGUCGCGAUGAUCGGUAAUGGCGAAAAAUUCAAUGCAAAUUGAGCCAUUUUUAUUAUUGUUUAGUUAUAAUUUUUGCAAAAAUUAAAUUUCUCUUCAUAUAUAUUUCUAUAUCAGUUUUAUUUAGAAUUUUUUUUUGUCUCUAUGGAGGUUAACUCGGGAAUAAGUACUGAUUUACCUUGUUUACAAUAAAUGAGGAGGGGAUGAUUGAAGAAAAACUGUCAUGAGACGUAGGAGCAUCAAUUUUCACAGUUGAUCAAUGUAAUCGUGCAAAAUUAAUGUGUAGUUUGGUGCAUUCCGUGAAUUAUCAUCGACAGUGAUACAGAUUUGAUAAUUAUUUAGUGAAAAAUAAUUUUUAAUAAAAAAAAGUUUUUUUUUUUAAUGUGAAGAUUAUUUAUUUAAGCUGCCAUAUCUUUUUAUUUAUUUUUAGUAGAAAAUUGAAACAAAAAUAAAUUAACACCCACUAAAAGUUAUCUCAAAAGUUUAGUGAACUUUUCAUAUCUUCAUUUUGUGGUUCAAUGAUUUCUUAAUGGUAUAAAAUUCCAAUUAUUCCCGUAAUAUUUAACAUAUUGAAAACCGAAGAGUUUACAAUAGAGUGGUGAAUAAAAAAUAUGCCAAACCACGACUGAGGACUAGUAUUUUUUUUUCUCCAAAAAAACAAUAAGAAUAUCAACAAUGAUGGAGCUGAGUCACAGUCUAACUCUCAACGAAGAUGCCCUCGACCAAAUUCCUGAGGCUAAACGACCUGUUUUCGUAUUCGAGUGGUUACGAUUUCUCGAUAAAGUCUUGGUGGCAGCUCAAAAAAACGACAUAAAAGGAUGCCAGCAAAAAUUAGUCGAACAGUUAACGAGACACAUGCAGGGUGCUCCAGGUCCACCAACACGAAGAUUGAUAGCUCGAUGUCUUGCUACUCUAUUCAGCGUUGGAGAUACAUUUCUAUUAUUCGACACAGUUAAUAAAUGCAACGAUAUUCUAAAGAAUAAAGAUGAUUCUCCAAGUUUUCUACCAACAAAAUUAGCCGCAAUAUGCUGUGUUGGAGCCAUGUAUGAAAAACUGGGUCGGAUGAUGGGUAGAUCUUAUGAAGAAACAGUACAAAUCCUAAUAAAAUCUUUACGUUCAGCGGAAUCUCAAGCAAGAAUUGAAAUCAUGCAUACAUUAGAGAAAGUAUGUGCUGGAAUGGGCUCAGCGGUGACAAAUGUACAUAAAGAAAUUUACAAAGUGUCUCGACACUGUCUAACAGAUAGAGUAAUGGCUGUAAGAUGUGCCGCUGCCAAAUGUCUUUUAGAAAUGUUGAAUCAUGCUCCUUUUCUCUAUACAACCGAGAUCGAAAGCAUGGCUACAUUAUGCUUCAGAGCAUUUGAAGGCUCUAAUUAUGAAGUACGAUGUUCUGUUGCCAAAUUACUAGGAACUUUGUGUGCAAUGACUCAACUUCCAGCACCAAAAUCAAAGAAUCCAACAAUAGCACAAACUAAAAGCAUAAAAUCAAUCUCUUUGGAAGAAGUAUUAAAUAUGCUAAUGUCAGGAUUUUUGAGAGGUGGUGUUAGCUUUUUAAAAGGAACUGGUGAAAUCAUAAAAGGAAGUUCAGGAGUCAAUAAAGAAGUUCGUGUAGGCGUCACUCAUGCCUACGUAAUUUUUGUACAAAUUUUAGGUGGUACCUGGUUAGAAAGAAACAUCGGAGUUUUUGUUGCUCAUGUUCUUGACCUUGUAGCCAACCCAAAGGCCGCGAACUCUCAUAUAGAUGCUGUCUACUCUCGAAAAUGCAUCAACUUUAUUCUUCGUGGAACUAUCGGUAAACUUUUAGGGGAAGGAGCUCAAGCAGCAGCAUGUAAAGAAAUUGCUCAUGUAAUUUUAAAGCAGAUGAAUUCUAUUGAUUUUAAUCCAGAGAAUGCUAAAGACUACAAUCAAGAGACACUAUUCAGUCAACAUCUAUUAGUUUGUGCUCUACAAGAAAUGGGAAAUUUAAUCAUAAGCUUAGGAACGACAGCAUCCAAUUUAAUUUCAGACCAAUCAUUAAGUCUGAUUGACACCACAAUAGCAGUUUUAGUACACCCAUGCCAAGCAGCGAGGCUAGCAGCUUCAUGGUGUCUUCGAUGCAUUUGUGUUGCGGUUCCAAGUCAAAUAACACCUUUAAUUGAUCGAUGCGUUGAAGCUAUUGAAAACAUGCCAAGUUCUCCUGAAGAUAUUGCUGGGUAUAGCAGUGCAUUAGCUGCUGUUCUUGGUAGUGUCAAACUUUCUCCUCUAGGAGUCCCUCAUACUAAAGGCAAAAUUAUUUUCAAUGCUGCUGAAGAGUUAUUAAGGAGUGCCAGUCAAAAUAGUCGACUUUCUUUAAACAGAACUCAUGCUGGAUGGCUGCUAAUUGGAGCUAUUAUGACUUUAGGAACUGCCGUUGUCAAAGGGCUGCUUCCUAGGAUGCUUUUAUUAUGGAGAAAUUCGUUUCCAAGAUCUAACAAAGAGCUAGAGAGUGAAAAAGCUCGUGGAGAUGCUUUUACCUGGCAGGUUACAUUAGAAGGACGUGCAGGAGCACUUUCAGCAAUGCAUAGCUUUUUAUUGCACUGCCCUGAACUUAUUAAUGAUGAUAUUAUUCGAAGACUUCUUACACCUAUUGAAUCUGCUCUUGCUAUGCUUACUAAUCUUACACCAGUUCUCAAAAAUUAUGGUCAACAAUUGAAAGCACCUACUGCAAUGGUUCGGCUUAGAUUAUAUGAAACUUUGCUACUUUUACCUCCUCAAACGUUUGAAGGAUCUUAUACUCAUUUACUUCGGAUGUUGGUCUCAGAAUUUACUCUUACGGAAAAUCCAGGAAAUACUACUACUUCCUUGCUCCGAGUUGUAUGCCAUGCUAAUGACUCGGUCAUUUUGGGAACUUGGCUACAGGAAACAGAACAUCGCACAAUAGAAGACCAGAUGGAACCAAAUCGAAGAGCGGAUAUGGAGCACUUGCAGCCAAAUAGUGCAGCGGGUUCUGGAGCACUAGAACAUAAUGAAUGUUGUUUAUACAGACCUUUACCACCGAAUACAUUAAUUCCGGGACCACUUCCUUUAGGAGUAGCUGUUAUAGACCUCUCAGUUACACUGUUCGGUCAAAUAUUCCCUCGAGUUGCCAACAAACAUCGUCUGCAAAUGUUAGACCACUUUGGCGAAUGUAUAAAGCACGCAAAAUCCGGUCGUCAAGAAGCAAUUCAAAUAAACGUAUUUACCGCAGUUCUUAGCGGUUUGAAAGGCCUAAACGAAGCCAAAACUGGUUUCGGUCAAGAGGAUGUAAAAAAAUCAGCAACGAGUUUAAUAGUGAGUACAUUAGUCAGUGGUAAUCCUAUUUUACGUUGGGCUGCAGGAGAAGCCGUUGGAAGAAUGGCUCAGGUAGUGUCAGAUCCAAAAUUUACAGCAGAACUUGCGCAAAUGAGUUUUGAUAGAUUAAAAUCUGCAAGAGAUGUUGUCAGCAGGACUGGCCACUCAUUAGCGUUGGGUUGUCUUCAUAGAUAUGUUGGUGGUAUGGGUUCAAGCCAGCAUUUAAAUACUAGUGUAAGCAUUUUAUUGGCCUUGGCUCAAGAUAAUUCAUCACCGGUAGUUCAAGUAUGGGCUCUACAUGCUCUAGCAUUAAUAGCCGAUUCUGGAGGACCAAUGUUUCGUGGUUAUGUUGAACCCACAUUAUCUUUAAUUCUUACUCUUUUAUUAAAUGUGUCUCAUUCUCACAUUGAUGUUCAUCAAUGUAUUGGAAAAGUUUUAUCAGCUUUAAUUACUACAAUUGGACCUGAACUUCAAGGUAAUACUUCAUCAAUCUGCACAGCUCGUUCAUCGUUUUUAUGUGCUUGUGCAAUAAUGCAAGAUCAUCAAGAUCCUUUAGUUCAAGCAGAAGCAACCGGAUGCCUUCAACAACUUCAUUUAUUUGCUCCUCGUCAUGUUAAUUUGUCUUCCCUUGUGCCAACACUAUGUAGAACUUUAUCUAGCAAUCAUUUGUUACUUCGUAAAGCAGCAAUUUCCUGUUUGCGGCAACUUGCCCAGCGUGAAGCAAAGGAAGUUUGUGAGCAUGCAAUGAGCUUAGCUAAUGAAAGUCGAGACACAAAUGUCGUUGAAGGUUUAACAAUUACUGAAACAGGUCUUCCAGGAGUUUUAUUUAGUCUACUUGAUGUAGAAACAGAUAGUGGACUUAUUAAAGAUAUUCACGAUACUUUAACAAGCAUGCUACAAAUGUUAGCAGCUGAUAAUCUGUCUCAAUGGCUUGCUUUAUGUAAAGACGUGCUUACUGUUGCAUCAGAAUCAAGUACACCUGAGGAAAUGACUGCGAUUAAUGCAGAAGAUAGUGUGAUGGAUAAUGACAGUGCUGAUGCAGAAGGCGACGACGAUCAGGCAGAAUUUCAUGCUGAUGAAUCUAAGCAACGUCCUAGUGUAUCUCCAAGAUGGCCCACUAGAGUUUUUGCAGCUCAAUGUAUUCGUAAAAUUAUUUCUACUUGCAAAAACAACAAGCAAGCACAUUUCGAUCUAUCGAUAGCAAAAGAAUUGCAACAAGCAAAAGGUCGAGGAGAUUAUUUAGUUCUCCACCUUUCAGAUUUAGUUAGAAUGGCAUUUAUAGCAGCAACAAGUGACUGCGAUCCUCUACGUCUUGAAGGUUUGGCAACUCUUCAAGAAAUUAUUGAUAAGUUUGCUAAGGUACCUGAACCUGAAUUCCCGGGACAUCUUCUUUUAGAACAAUUUCAAGCACAAGUGGGAGCAGCGUUGAGGCCUGCUUUUACAGCAGAAACGGCUUCUCAUGUUACAGCAGCCGCAUGCGAAGCUUGUAGUGCUUGGAUUGGAAGUGGUGUAGCUCGAGAUCUUAAUGAUCUUCGUAGAGUUCACCAAUUGUUGGUUUCAUCUUUAGAAAAGCUUAGAGAAGGUAAUACACGUCCUCAAUUAUACAACGAAAGUCUCUCCACACUAGAAAGACUAGCUAUUCUCAAAGCUUGGGCUGAAGUUUAUGUCGUAGCAAUGAUAAAUGAUGGCUCUGCUCCAAAUACUCGUGAAUCUUCUUUGAAAAAUAUUAACAAGACUGAAGGCAUUGAUAAUGAAGGGUUUGGACAAUUUGAAUUUCGUAACGAAAGUCUUUUAAGCCUAGUACAACCAGAAUUAUUAAGUUUAAGUCAACAUUGGCUUGCAGCUCUUCGAGAUCAUGCUUUGCUCUCAUUACCACCUGAAUUUGUGAGUCAAUUACCUCACGAUGGUGGAGCUUUCUACACCACAGACACAAUGGAGUCUGCCAGACCUUAUUAUGCAAAAUCAUGGGCUCCGAUUCUUCAUGCUGCAACGCUUUGGUUAAAUGUUCGUGGAUUUGAUAUGAAUCAAACGAAUACAGUAUCUAACAGUCCUUCAUCACCUAAUAAUAACAGUAAUAAUGAAAAUAACAGCAAUAAUAAUAUGAACAUGAAUAAUAUAAAUAAUAUAACAGAUAACAAUAUUAAUUCUAAAAAGACAGACACCAACAUAGAACGUUUCCAUCUUCUUUUUGGCAUUUGUAUGGAAGCCUUAUGCAGCUCACGUUCUUCAGAGUCAACACAAAACAUCGAGACAUGUCUGAGUGCUUUGUUUACACUUUUGGACUCCUCAUGGGCUCGAAAAGUUCUAACUACAGAUGCGUCACUUCCUAUUGAACUUUGUAACGUUCUUCACAGACUUUUACUAACUCGUGAAAGUUACUCGAUUCAAAUGAUGGUGAUGGAAGUGCUUAAACAAAUUAUGAAAGCAACUCAAGAGAAUUUAACAGAGAAGAAGAAAGUAAAGUUGAAAGAGAUAAGUUCAGAAAAUCAGGAGAUAAAGGAUAUAACAGAAUUGGAUUUAUUAGGCGAAGGAGAUACAGAAGGAGAGCUAAAACCAGGAAAGUCUUUUGUUUUUGCUGUUUUAGAAGUCUGUCUUUGUUUAUUAGUACGUCAAAUACCGGCUUUAAAUCCUAAUCCCGGUGGAGCAACAGCGAUUUUAUCUCAGAAAGGCUAUGUUCCAUCAGAGGAAAAUGGAAAGCUCAUUGCUUCAGCUCUGAAUGUCAUGGAGACACUUCCUACUCUCUGUUCACCCCGAGGUGCUCUUGCCAUCUUACCGACUUUGCUUUAUUUAACUACUGGUGUUAUUAGGGAAGCUGGAGUUCGUGUUGAUAAUCAUAAUGUUCGAUUAGCUUCUGAAGUACCUAUACAUGCGGCACUACACUGUUUGAAGAGCUUAAUCAUGAAUAAGUACUCGAGAGAUGAUAGAAGCAGAGAUCAGUGGACUAUGCUGCUUCAAAGCGCUCUUGCGAAGAUAAUUGACUUGGCCAAAUCAGGAAAUGACGAGACUAAGAUGGAUGAUGUUACAAUGAUGCUCGGCAUUGCUGUUUUUGUAUUGCAUGCACUACCAGAAGUCGUCAGUGCACCCAAUUUACAAUUUCCUUGCAUCAAUCAUUUUAGACAAGCCAUUUUAUCAGAUAGUACAAUGGUAAAAUUAAAGUGUGUUCAAACACUUAAGACGAUAUUCCAGCAUCCUGAGAGAAGCAUCAGUACUCCUUACAUCCAUGCUCUAGCUCCUCGAUUGGUUGAAUAUUUGUACAGUGAUAAGAGUAAACAAAUCCAAAAUGAGUUGGAGUUAUCGUAUACUUUGGAAUGUGUCAAUACGAUUGAAGCUCUUAUUACUCUUGCGGAGCCAAAAAACCGAGAUUUAAUGCAAGGUAUUCAAAUGCUCACUCUGCUCGUACCAAUAUUGAUAAAUUAUUUAUUGGAAGAAGAUAAACUGCAACGGGGUACAAGGUGGCAAAUAAGUCUUCAUCAACAGAGCUUUCAAUGGUUGAAUAAGAUUGGUCCAAAGUAUCCUCAAGAAUUUAAGACUUUAAUGUCUCAAUCAACUGAGCUUAAAAUAAAGUUAGAAAAUGCUGUACGACUAAGUCAUCAACAAGCUCAACGGCAUAUGAAACAAUCUGACACCAUAAAGCCAAUACUUGCUAAAACAAUUACACCAUCGAUAAAACUUAAAACUGAUUUUUCAAAUUUUAAUUAAUUUUCUAUUUUACUAAAAAAACACACAUCUAUAGUAAUGUUUUUUUCAACUGAUACAACAAUGACGAUUAUGUCAUCGAAUUAGUGAUAUUAGGGUUAAUUUUCUUAUACAUCAUUACGUAAGAUAUUGUUUGAAUAAGUUAUCGGAGCAAUUUUAAUAAUGAAUGUCGUAGAGAAAUUUUUAAUAGAGUAGAGAAUAUUUAAUGAUGUAAAAAAUCAUAUAGUAGGAUAUAAUGAAGAUUGAUAGAAUAGUUGGGUUUGAUAUUUUUAAAAAUGUAUUUUUUUAAUUCUCAGUAAGCACAAAUUUAAUAAUUGUAAAAAAAAAAUAUACGAAUUAUUUAUGAAAGUUUCCAUUAUAAAAAGUGUCAACAAAUGUUGAGGGACGCAAAAGUUUAUAGUAUCUUAAUUUAAUUAAAUCAAUAAUAUGGAAACAAAAAAUUCGACAAAGAAACAGACGAGCUACAUGAAAUUUUCAACGAAGAUUCAUUUUAUUGAUUUCUCCAGAGUAUUUUCUUAUUCUUUAAUUAACAAAAAAUAUGUCUCAAAUGGAAUGAGAAAAUGUUAUAUAGUACAGAAAAAAUGACAAAGUUCUAAAAAGAUAAACCUAAAAAUAUGAUGUGGACAUCGUAUACACCGAAAUAAUUCUAUUAGUAACGAAUUUACAUGCGUCAUAUGCUCAUUUAAAAUUAUAUUAUAUAAAGGUAAUAUUUAGAUGUAAACCAUUCUUCCAGUGACUAUUUAAUGAGUAAUGAAAUUCAUAAAGUAGAGACAAAAAUAUUUAUUGAUGUAUUAGUGAAUAUCUCAUCGAGGAAACAACUUUUUUCCUUGGAUAAAUAACUGUUUUAGAAUGAUGAAA
Molecule: messenger RNA, 7997 nt
Organism: Chelonus insularis
Lineage: Eukaryota; Metazoa; Arthropoda; Insecta; Hymenoptera; Braconidae
Product: HEAT repeat-containing protein 5B
Exons: 11
Coding region: 834-7142 (2102 amino acids)
Biological process (GO): endocytosis; intracellular protein localization; retrograde transport, endosome to Golgi
Cellular component (GO): endocytic vesicle; Golgi apparatus; membrane
Source: RefSeq, a predicted model, not a curated record